AUGGAUACGUUUGGUAAGUUUAAGGUAGCAAAGUUUAGAGAGAAGUUGGCAAGGGUAGAGGACGAGGCACGGGUGCGGGAGGAACGCCAUGUUGCCGAUAUGGAGGACAAAUGGAAGAAGAUGGCAAAUUUGGAGGCCGAACAUGCCAGACAAGCUGCUGCAUUAGCCGAACAAGACGCCUUAUCAGAGCAUUUUGCUGCGUUUAUACGCCCUAAAAUCCUUGCUAAUACUCAUGGCGGAGAUGGGUUUUUGCCUGCUUUAGGAACAUGGUAUGGUGAUCCAAGAGGCGCUGGAAGUGGAGGAGCUUGUGGUUGGGCUGAUGAUGUUAAGUCACCUCCAUUCUCAGCCAUGAUAGCAGCUGGAAAUGCUAAGAUUUAUUUGCAUGGUAAAGGAUGUGGUGAUUGUUAUCAGAUUAAAUGUAAUCGAAGGCCAUAUUGUUCUGGAAAUCCUAUUACUGUGACGAUAACCGACGAAUGCCCAGGGGCAUGUAACGAUGUCCCAUUCCAUUUUGACCUAAGCGGAACUGCUUUUGGUGUGAUGUCAAGUCCGGGCCAAGCUGAUAAUCUUCGUAACCUUGGCCAAGUCGAUAUUCAAUAUCGAAGGGUUCCAUGCAACUACGGUAACACAAAGAUUGCGUUCAAGAUAGUUGCAAAGACAAACCCUUAUUGGUUCGCGACUGCAAUAGAAUUUGUAGAUGGAGUUGGUGAAGUUAAGGUUGUGAAGAUAGCACAAGCGGGUUCAAAAACGUUUGUUCCAAUGUAUAAUAGUUGGGGUGCGGUUUGGGCGGCCAACAUCAACCCACCUUUCCCUGGUCCAUACUCAUUUCUGCUCACGUCUCCAACGAAUAAAACAAUUAUGGCUUACCAAGUGGUUCCAUCAAAUUUUGUUCCCGGACAAACUUACUACUCGCAUGUAAACUUUUACUGA
Cynara cardunculus var. scolymus (artichoke) is the source of this 927-nucleotide messenger RNA. RefSeq names its product expansin-B15-like. The transcript is spliced from 6 exons. NCBI's taxonomy places the organism in Eukaryota, Viridiplantae, Streptophyta, Magnoliopsida, Asterales, Asteraceae. Gene Ontology annotation, biological process: sexual reproduction. Bases 1 to 927 code for a protein of 308 amino acids. The record is from RefSeq and is a predicted model, not a curated record. Gene Ontology annotation, cellular component: extracellular region.